CCAAAAUUUAGGAGCAUAUUACCAUCCUACUCGAUUCCUUGGAGCCUACUUUAAUUGAAAAUUCGAAACUACAAUGUCGGCAUCUACGCUCUCCAUCAGCGCCAACCCGGCGGUGUCCGCUCGUCGCCGACCUGUCCUCCUCGCCGAAAAUAAAUCCAACAUCGAAUCCUUGGCCGCCGAACCCAACCCUAAUGGCGUUAAUGUCGGGGAUGAUAAGGUCACCGGAGCCGCUAACACUUCCGGUCACAGCAGAGAUCUUAGCCACCAUUCCAUCCGUGGCGAGGCGUUAAAGGACUAUAUGCAGGCGAGAAAAGUCACUAUUGGUCAAAACACGAACGUUGCGCUGCGGCGGACACGGAAGGGAGCGGUCAACAAGUCCGAGAAACCCCGGUGGCAUACUGUGGUUUGUAUUUUUAUCAAGAAUUUAGUACUUUUACUUGUUUUGGCUGGGUUAGUUCAGAUAGUUAGGAGAUUGGCUUUGAAAUCUGGGGAAGGUAGUAGCGUCGGAACGCAGGUCAGCUUAACUGAAUUUGAGGGUAGGGUUGCUGAGGUUGAGACUUUUUUGAAGACUACUGCUAAAAUGAUCCAGGUUCAGGUAGAUGUUGUUGAUCGGAAAAUUGAAUAUGAAAUUGGUGGGUUAAGGAGGGAAUUGAAUGAGAAAAUUGAUGAUCAAAGUGUGGAACUGGAGAAUUCAUUGAAAAAAUUGGAAGAAAAGAGUGAAGGAUUUGAUAAGUCCUUGAGCGAAUUGAAGAGUAUGAAUUUGUUGACGAGAGAAGAGUUUGAGAAGAUGUAUGGACAAAUGUUAAAAGAGGUUGGAAAUGGUAAGACUGAAACUGCUGUGAGUUUGAGUGAUAUAGGAGCCUAUGCAAGAGAGAUCGUCAAGAAUGAGAUUGAGAAGCAUGCUUCAGACGGGCUUGCAAGGGCCGAUUAUGCUUUGUCUUCUGGUGGAGGAAAGGUUGUUAAGCAUUCUGAUCCCUUUCUUGCUGGAAAGGGAAACAACUGGUUUUUGAAAGGUAGUCAAACUGUGGUUCAUCCUGAUGCAGACAAGAUGUUGAAGCCAGGUUUUGGGGAGCCAGGGCAGUGCUUUCCAUUAAAAGGAAGUAAUGGGUUUAUUCAGAUCAAGCUACGCACGGCUAUUAUUCCUAAGGCUGUAACUUUGGAACAUGUUGCCAAGAGUGUGGCAUAUGAUAGAUCCAGUGCACCCAAGGACUGUCGUGUCUCUGGCUGGAUGCAAGGUCGUGAUCUUAAUUUACCAGUUGACACCAAUAAGAUGUUUCUUUUGGUAGAGUUCAUGUACGACCUUGAGAAGAGUGCCGCUCAGACCUUUGAUGUAUUGGAUGCGGCUGGUGUUGGCAUUGUUGACACAGUUAGGCUAGAUUUCUCUUCCAACCAUGGAAGCACUUCACAUACCUGCAUUUACCGAUUGAGGGUGCAUGGUGAAGAGCCUGACUUCGUUUCAAUGGUAAAACUGCAGCCUUGAGUGUGUCUAUCACAGCAGUUCGGGGUUCGAUGAGUAUGUGCACUUCAAUGUCCGAGGGCUUGGCCAGUGAAUCUUUCCUUUAAGUGGUACAUGUUGGUACCUCCGAAUAUGUAGUAGGAUCGAAGGUGAAGCACUGUGUACCGCUUUGCUUUUGAGUAGACGAAUAGCGUUCAUGCAGUCUAAUUCUACUUAUAUCCUCGAUAGACCUGUUUCCCAUGCUCUCAGCAUUCCUCCUCAUACUAACGCUUCCCGUACCGAACAUAUUCCUAUGUAUUUGUAGAAUCCUAGGAUCCACAGUCUAAACUGGUCUCUUAAGAGGCCUCCACAUGCUGCAUUUCCAGUUGUUUUGUCUCGGCUUUCUUUUUGGGACCCAUCAACAUUUUGACAA
Molecule: messenger RNA, 1868 nt
Organism: Hibiscus syriacus
Lineage: Eukaryota; Viridiplantae; Streptophyta; Magnoliopsida; Malvales; Malvaceae
Product: SUN domain-containing protein 1-like
Exons: 3
Coding region: 74-1480 (468 amino acids)
Biological process (GO): nuclear envelope organization
Cellular component (GO): nuclear envelope
Molecular function (GO): protein-membrane adaptor activity
Source: RefSeq, a predicted model, not a curated record